This is a messenger RNA of Topomyia yanbarensis, 3213 nucleotides long. RefSeq lists its product as uncharacterized. The transcript has a single exon. The annotation marks the transcript as partial. Gene Ontology annotation, molecular function: aspartic-type endopeptidase activity. Gene Ontology annotation, biological process: proteolysis. Lineage: Eukaryota; Metazoa; Arthropoda; Insecta; Diptera; Culicidae. The record is from RefSeq and is a predicted model, not a curated record.
AUGGCGGAAUCUAACCUCAAUCUGGAGCAGCAUCAGCCGGGAAACGGCUUGCCAGGUGGUCCACUACCGCCAGGAGUAAACCCACAACAUCCGGGAAUGCAGCAAAAUCAUCAGCGGCAUUCAGCUCCAUUUUUCAACGGUCCACCAUCAGCGCAGCAAUCUUCAAGUACCAGUUCGUCUUCCGCCGAAGCAUCCUAUCAGCUCUUUCAGCAGCUAAUGCAGCAGCAACAGGUAUUCAUGCAGCAGCAGCAACAACAGUUAAUGCAGCAGCAGCAAGAUUUCUUCCGGAGUGUCAUCUCAUCAAUCAGUAUUCAGGUCCCCCCAAACCCUGAAAUGAUUCUCGAUUCACUAGCAAACAAUAUCAAAGAGUUUCGCUACGAUCCGGAUGGAAACAUAACCUUCGCUGCAUGGUACGGCAGAUACGAUGAUUUGUUCGAGCAAGAUGCUGCACGGCUGGACGAUGAAGCGAAAGUCCGCUUGCUCAUGCGAAAACUCGGAUCAUCUGAGCACGAAAGAUAUGUGAGUUACAUCCUGCCGAAAUUGCCGAAGGACUACAAAUUUGCUGAUACAGUUGAAAAACUAAAAAUCCUUUUCGGCGCUGCAGAGUCCGUCAUCAGUAAACGGUAUCGGUGUUUGCAGGUUACCAAACAACCGACCGACGAUUACGUCACAUAUGCUUGCCGAAUCAACAAGACCUGCGUUGAAUUCGAGCUAAGCAAACUUACCGAGGAGCAGUUCAAAUGUCUUAUGUUUGUUUGCGGUUUAAAGUCGGAAGGAGACAGCGAAAUACGAACGCGGCUACUGUCGAAAAUUGAGGAACGCGAUGACAUCACUCUCGAUCAUCUUUCGGAAGACUGUCAGCGAUUGUUGUGCCUAAAGCGGGACACGGCAAUGAUCGAGUCAUCAGCACCACCGUCAUCGGUGAAUUUCAUCAAGCGAAAACAAUUUUCAAAGCAUCAACAUAAACCGCCAGUGGAGACAGCUCGACCCGACAAAAACAUUCCCUCAACGCCCUGCUGGUUCUGUGGAGGAAUGCAUUUCGUUCGAGACUGCACUCAUAGGAGCCACAAAUGCAAAGAUUGUGGUAUUGUCGGACACCGUGAGGGUUAUUGUUCCACUGCCAAACGAACAUCCAAAGCCAGUCGAAACAAAAAGCACCCGGGAUCGUAUGCUACAAAACGCGUAAGUCUUGUGAUUAAUACCGUCGAUAAAAGGCGCCGUUUUGUUACUGUGAUGUUGAACGGUGUAAAUGUGCGUCUGCAGUUGGACACGGGGUCUGACAUAAGCAUAAUUUCGAAACGGUUGUGGGAGAAAAUAGGUAAACCACCCACAGUGCCGGCAAACGAACAAGCCGCAACAGCGUCAGGCGACCGCUUGCAGUUUUUGUUUAAGUUCAGUUGUGACAUUUCUUUCAAUGGCAAACAACAUACCGGUCAGUUUUACGUUGUUGAAAAACCACUUUACCUUCUUGGCAUCGAUUUGAUGGAUGCAUUCGAUCUCUGGUCACUGCCCAUUAGCACGUACUGCAACAACGUCACUGUUCCUUCUGUCACUUUGCAGUCACUCAAAUCAGCAUACCCGAGGGUGUUUAGGAGCGAGCUGGGGUUGUGUACGAAAACAAAAGUGAAAUUGGAACUAAUACCAGGUGCAACUCCAGUUUUUCGUGCAAAGCGUCCAGUGGCUUAUGCGGUACAUAGCAGUGUGGAUAACGAACUCGACCGACUGGAAAGAGCAAAAAUCAUCACACCGGUAGACUUUUCGGAUUGGGCAGCUCCCAUCGUCGUCGUCCGAAAAACGAACGGAUCUAUUCGUAUCUGCGGUGACUAUUCCACCGGUCUCAACAAUGCCCUGCAACCGCAUCAAUAUCCGUUGCCGCUACCGGAAGAAAUUUUCAACAAAUUGGCUAAUUGCACAGUGUUUAGCCGAAUUGAUCUGUCGGAUGCAUUUCUGCAGGUAGAAGUGGACGAAAGCAGCCGUGAAUUGUUAACCAUCAACACCCAUCGGGGACUUUACCGGUACAACCGUCUGACACCGGGAGUCAAAGCAGCACCGGGAGCAUUCCAGCAACUUAUCGAUACUAUGCUGGCAGGCCUCCCUCAUACGUGUGGCUAUCUAGAUGACGUCGUCGUUGGUGGUGUAAAUCCUGAAAAUCACUGGGCGAACCUUCAUGCAGUGUUUCAAAGGAUCAGCGAUUUUGGUUUUACCAUUCGUGUAGAAAAGUGCAUAUUCGCUCAGCCGCAAAUUAAAUAUGUAGGUCAUCUGCUUGACCGCAACGGUCUUCGCCCGGAUCCAUCAAAGGUUCAAGCCAUCAACGAAAUGCCACCGCCCACUGACGUUUCCGGUGUUCGUUCUUUCCUAGGAGCAAUAAAUUACUACGGCAAGUUUGUUCCUAGUAUGCGCACCCUUCGGUAUCCUCUUGAUGAGCUGCUCAAGGCGGAUGCAAAAUUUGAGUGGACGGAAAAAUGCCAGGCGGCAUUUAACAAAUUUAAAGAGGUGUUGAAAUCCGAUCUACUGUUGACUCACUACAACCCUGCGCUUGAUAUAGUUGUGUCGGCAGAUGCGUCGUCUGUUGGUGUCGGUGCAACAUUAUCACACAAGUUUCCGGACGGUACUCUCAAGGUGGUACAGCAUGCCUCCAGAGCACUCACAGCAGCAGAGAAAAACUAUAGUCAGCCCGAUCGUGAAGGACUUGCAAUAAUUUUCGCAGUGACUAAAUUUCACAAAAUGUUGUUUGGUCGUCGCUUUCAUCUUCAGACUGAUCACGAACCGCUGCUGAGGAUUUUCGGUUCGAAGAAAGGAAUUCCUGUUUACACAUCGAACCGGUUACAACGUUGGGCUCUUACGCUAUUGCUUUAUGAGUUCACCAUCGAGUACGUCCCGACAGCGAAAUUCGGCAAUGCUGACAUACUUUCCCGUCUGAUCAACCAGCACGUCAGACCUGAGGAAGAUUACGUGAUUGCUUCGGUCUCUUUGGAGAAUGACUUAAGGUCAGUUACACAAGAUACACUAACCGUUCUCCCUCUGAGUUUUAGAAUCGUACAACAGUCUACACAGUCCGAUCCUAUCACCAAAGCAGUUUAUCGAUACCUGAUUGACGGUUGGCCUGAGACCGUUACUGAUGCAGAGCUCAAGCGGUUUUAUGCACGACGUGAGUCACUUACCACGGUACAAGGCUGCAUACUAUUUGGCGAUCGACUUGUUAUUCCUUCGUCC